Molecule: messenger RNA, 8676 nt
Organism: Cladocopium goreaui
Lineage: Eukaryota; Dinophyceae; Suessiales; Symbiodiniaceae
Source: the annotation of a GenBank genome assembly
AUGGAUGAGCACGAUCACCCAGUGUUGCCGGCAUUUGUCAACUACUUAACCAACAGGUUAGAAGGACUAGGGCUCAAUCCUCAUGACAAUGACUUUGACCUUGCUGUACGCACAUGGUACAUUGAUCAUCGCACCAUUCAUAGAUGGACUGCACCUCGCAUUCUGCAAUUGGUUGGACCUCCAAGGGGAUGGGAAGCACAAAUUCAAUCCUUGUGGGUAGACCAAAUCAACAACGAUGACUGGUUCGAUGUGAUCAUUGUAGAGCCUGAUCCCCCGAGACUUGCACGACAUGCGUUUGUAGUAUACGACAUGAUUGUCACCCAGUCUCUGAACAUGCCACGUGUCGCUGCCAUGGUCACUGUCUUGCCAGGUAGAGCCGACACCUUCCAGAUGUAUUCGGUGGCCUAUUUGCCCUCUUCUUGCAUAACUAGCGAUGCACUAUUUGACCAUGCAGGCAUUCCGCCAGACCAGGUUGCAGCCACACCUGGGCUUAGCGCCUACCAUGGCACAACACACAUACCUCAUGGAAGCUCUUACCCAGUGCACUCGGGUUUUGCCUUCGAAGUGGUCACUGACUCACUUGACUUUGAGGAAGAAGGAAGUGCUCUCCUGCAAAUCCCCCAUGCCUGGCCAGGAAAGGAACACCAAACCCCUGACAUGCCCAAUGCAGCUACUGACCGCAACAGCCAUGCUGUUUGCUGUGAGCAACUCCUGGAGUUCUUGCGACAGCUUGCUAUGGCCAUGCAGCAAAUCACCACAGCUCUUUCCUCCAGAACGGUGGUUUCAAUGAAGCACAUGCAGUCAGAGCCUCACCCAGAGGUAACACAACCCAGCCAUUCCUCACUAUGCAAGGUCCCCCCAGUUGAAGCUGAUGCCGCUCAUUGCACCACACCAAGACUGGGACGACAACCCGACACCCUGCACCGAUGGCAGCACCUAGCUGCCAUCAGACCCAAAGAGGCCCGUCCUAUGGCACCCAUCUUGACGUGGUAUGUGGAUCAUGAGCGCUACCCACAGUGCUUUGCCCCAAGAGAAGUGUUUGUCACUCGCCAUCCACAAGCAUGGAAGCGACUCAUCCUCCAAGCAUGGAAUGACCUUUAUUUGCCUGCCAAUCAGGUUGAAAUCGUCAUCGUCCAGCCAAAUCCAAUCAUGAUGGAAGAACACUUAGUAGCGCAUGUGAUGGUGCUCCAACAGCAAGUGCCAGGAUUCACCACUGCGCUGCUCACCACACUGGACAGUGCUACACCUGGCAUACACAGGCGCCUUGCCACCAUUGCCCCAGCUGAGCUUAGCAGAGCCACGCUACUUGCGCUAGCCUUCCAUCCCCAGGAAUGUGAGCAAGCAUACAACACCUGCGACACAUGGGUUGGGGAAGACGCCCUGGAUGAACAGGCGCCCAUGCAACUCUUGCCAGGGUCAUCAUGCACUGCUGCAUUGCACCGACAUAGGCCAAUACCACCAGGUCAACCAGACCCAUGGAAUAGCAGUACUCCCAAACACUGCCCAUAUCGAGUGACGCUUUGCUUGCAAGCAGCCCUUCCUGCGAAGGCACCACCAGCGCAGGUCAGUCUCGAUGAUGACAGGCCGCAAUUGCUUUGGUUUGCCAAUGAAGCCUGGAAACUUGCCCUUGAAGCUGAACUGCCAUUGACGCUUCUUCCCCUGCCUGAUGGGCUUGUAGUUCCUGAGCAAUCCUACUGGCCAUUGCUCCAACCGCCACCAUUGCCAGAUGCAGCCGACAUGACAUACACACUCUAUCUGGAUGGAGCGGCCAAUGGCCAGGAAGCAGGAUGGAGUGUCAUUGUGAUUGCGAGCAGCCACCAGCAAGAGGCUUUCCUUGGAUGCAUUUAUGGUACUGUACAGCUCAGCCCCCAGCACCCUGACUGGCUAGGGGCAACCACAGCGGACAACAUCUCUGCCGAGCUGUCGGCCAUGGUUGCUGCUCAAAACCUCGCAAUGCGAUGGUCCGGCAACAACCAAUUUUGUAUCCGACCUGACCUUUCGCUCAGCCACACCGUAGCCACAGCCUCAACCACAUGCAAGUCCAACCAGCCCCUUGCUAAGCUAUGUGGAGCUUUGGGUCUUUGGCUAGGCCCCAAAGCGACCAUCCAUGAAGUCAGAGGCCAUCAAGGGCAUGCCUGGAACGAACUAGCAGAUGCCGUUGCAAAGUGGGCAAUGCAGCAACACACUGACCCAAUGACAGGGCAAUUUGUGCAACUGCACCAACUUGCCACCAACCCACACGACGUGGAUUGGGUGUGGAUGCAAACCACGCAUCCUGCAAUUGCAACCUGUUUCCCACCGCUCAGUCAACAGCAGGUUAUGCACUUCACGCAGCCUACCACUAAGCUCGGCAUCUUGCCCACUGAACGCCAAAACAGCGACCAUCAAGAAGCCGGACUGAAAUGGGGCAUUAAGGUUUGUACAACCAACGUUCUAGCAGCAGAGGUCUGGGCCACACACACUGCAGGCACCAAACGUACCGGGCAAAGGACGGUGCGUCUUGACCAGCAAUGGCACCAAGCCAACAUUCAUGUCAUCGGCGUUCAAGAGGCCCGAACGCCACAAGGACGCUACAAUGCACCUCAUUAUCAUAUCCUGGCCUCAGGUGCCAAGUGCAAGAGGGCCCCACUCUAUGGGUGCGAAUUGUGGAUCCACAAAACUUUGCCGAUAGCAACAGACCCUCAAGGGAAACCCAUUGUACUCGGCAAAGCGAUCCUUACUGUCCAGCACGCAGAUCCACGCCGCCUGCUGGUAGAAGCGAAGAUCGGCCAAUAUGUUUAUGCGUUCAUUGUCCUGCAUGCCCCGAGCCUUGCCACAGCAGCACACGACGUUCCGGACCCCAUCGAAGCAGCCACGCAGUGGUGGGAUGAAACAGCAGCCCUUUAUGCCAAAUAUGUGACUGCUGGAGCCCAAUGGGUUUUCAUUGAUGCCAAUGCUCCCCUUGAUGAUGGGGAUGGCUUGCUUAUUGGACCUCAUGGGGCUGAACCAGCCAAUCAUGCAAGCGCACGGUUUGAGAGCUUCAUCCAACUGCAGCAACUGAUGGUGCCUUCCACCUUUGCCUCAAUCCAUGAAGGCCCCACCACAACAUGGACGCACAGCACAGGAAAGAAGAGCCGCAAGGACUACAUCCUCCUCUCCCAGGACGUAGCCAAGUUGGCUAGCAAAAGCUGGGUGGAAGUACACCAUGAUAGCACAUUUGCGCACGAAGACCACCUGCCGGUCGUCCUGCAGUGUGCCGGAUGGUUACCCACGUCCAGUACCCACCCGACCAUUGGAUGGGACGAUCGAGCCAUGCUGGACCCAGCCCAGGUUGAUGCAUUCCAGCGAGCGCUGCGCACACUCCCACUGCCGGCAUGGGACAUUGGGAUAGACGACCACGCUGCCCUGUAUGAGCAGCAGUUGCUGGCCCUCGGCCGCCAGUUCUUUGCACGCAAACCCCGCAAAGAACGCCCUAUCACCCUCAGCUCCCAGACAUUGGAAGCCAUUGCAUUCAAAAGGCAUGUGCUGGAUAUCGGCCGUCAAACCAACAGUAUGCACCUUGAAGACUUCAAGGUGGAACUGCGCAGCAUCGAAAAGACUGUCGCUCGUUUAGUGCGUGAUGAUAUCCAAGGUUUCUACAAUGACUUGCUGAAGCAGAUUCAGGCCUCUGGAGAAAUCUCCAACCACCGCUUGGUCUUUCGACUCCUCCAUAGGUUGGGCCGCAAGAAAGGUGCAGGAGCCAACGGGCCUCGGCCCUUACCCAUGAUCCAGAAACCUGAUGGUACCACUGCCAGCUCCUACCUUGAUCAGCAGCGCACAUGGAUGCAUCAGUUUGCAAGCAUUGAGGCUGGUGUCCCCCGUACUUGGGACGAGCUUGAGCAGCAGCAUGCUGCCUUGCACCCCUCCCAGCCCUGCAAUGACCUUGAACCAGCAGCCUUCCCAGGCCCAUGGCGCAUCCGCAUGCUCAUUGCAAAAUUGCACAGGGACAAAGUCCCGGGUCCCAACCUUGUGCCACCUGCGUUGCUUAAGGCCGGGGGUAGUGUAGUGGCUAAACAGCUUUCAGUCAUGUUCACCAAAGCUGCUGCAGGCGCUCAGGAACCCCUACAUUGGAAAGGGGGGAUCCUGAUCCCACUUUGGAAGGGAAAACUGGCGCCUCACCUGGCAGAGGGAUAUCGAAGCAUCUUUAUCUCGAAUUACACUACCAAACUUUAUCACCAGUGUUUCCGUGCCCAUUUGGUAGAUGCCUGGGAGCAAACGCUGACACACCUCCAAUGCGGAGGCAGGAAAGGCAUAGGUGCCGACGUGGCUCACCAUAUUGUACAAUGCCACCAAUCAUGGUGCAAAGAGAAAGCAGUGCCUUCCGCUGCACUCUUCUUUGACCUUAAAUCGGCAUUUUACAUGGUGUUGAGACAGGCCUUCACUCAGAUUCCCUCCCAUGAUGAUGCAUUCAUGGCAGCAAUGUAUCAAGUCGGGCUGUCCCCUGCCGAAGUUCACAAAUUGAUCACCAAUGCGGCAACCGAUGAUGCUGUCAAAGGGCUCCCACGCCACAUGCAACACAUCCUGCAUGACCUGUUGCACAAUACCUACUUUACAGUGCAAGGCCUCACUGAACCAUGCCAAACCACUCGAGGCACCAGGCCAGGUGAUCCGAUCGCAGACGUGUUGUUUAACCUCUGUAUGCACCUCAUCCUGACCGAUUUCCGUGCCACCAUGGAGCACAGCAAUGAUGUCCCGUGGUUAGGCCAAGCCAGUCCAGUCUCGGACUUGAGUGACAUCCCCAGCAUACCGCCCACAGGAUUCAUUGAUGUUACCUUCGUGGAUGACUGCGUGGUCCUCAUCCAUGGACGGUCCAACGACAGUGUUGCCAACACCAUGAAAGCCGUCGUUCAAGCCAUGGACAAAGCUGCCGCAACACGAGGGCUCAGCAUCAACUAUGAACGUGGCAAGACGGAGGCACUCUGGACCAUUCUUGGUAAAGGGGCCAGGCAGAUGAAACAGACUCUCCAUGAAGCCGGUCAAACCCUGCAGUGGGCACACGAAGGCAUUCAGUAUACGAUACCACUGUGCCACACCUAUAAGCAUUUGGGAACAUGGCUCCAAGCACACCACAAGCAUACCAGGGAAAUCCUGGCCAGGAGCUCGGCAGCCAAGCAACAGUAUGGACAGCUGGCCAGACCCUUUUUCACCAAAAAGUGUAUCACCCUGCCGGUCAAGAGCGCCAUUUUCCAAUCCUUGGUGCUCUCCAAGAUGCUUUACAAUGUGCACACGUGGACAUCCGUCACGCCCAAGCACAUGCAAACCUGGACUAACCACCUCAAAGCCCCCGCUGGCACCCUGCCUAAGGGGCUGCUGAUGGCGCCCACCAGAUUCAUGCAUUCCACUGAUGAAAUGAUGGCCUGCGCAGGUAUCCUCCCGCUCAUGGACCAAGUUCACGCCAACAGGCUUAGGUUCCUUGCACGGCUGCUUAAUGCCUGUCCCCCCAUCACCUGGGCGCUGAUGCACCACACCACAGGACAUCACUCCUGGAUGGCACAAUGCAUGGACUCGUGCCAAUGGCUGCUUUAUCACUAUGACAGCAAGCUUCCCCUGAGCACCUCAUCGCUCUUCCAGGACUGGGUGCAGUUUGUGCGACUGGACCCCAACUGGAAAGGCAGGGUCCGAAAAACAUGCAAGCUCGCCUUGUCGUACCAUCGGGCCAGAGCUGACCAUGCCAUUUGGCAACGGCACUUUGACAGCCGGUUAGCCACCGCAGGAGCCACCCUGCCCGACAAAAACAAGCCGACGCCAGCUCCAGAGCGUUGGCAAUGCGACCUGUGCCAAAAAGUGUUCACCUCCACCAGAGCACUAGCCAUGCAUGCGGCCCGAGGCCAUGGCUACAGGAAAAAAGUCAGGUACUUUGCAAUUGGAGACACAUGCCAAGCAUGUGGGCAAAAUUUUCACACAAGAAAAAGGCUGUCGGUGCACUAUGAAAAGCAGCACAAGUGCUAUGACAUAGUCACUGCCUGUUGGCCGCCUUUUCCCACCGACCUGGUGCAAAGCCUUGACAUAACCGACAAAGCAGACGAAGCGCUGUUGCGCAAACAAGGGUGGUGGGCCGCAAAAGCUUUCCAACCGGUACAGCAGACCCAGGGUCCUACGCUACCACCUGCGGGGUCUGCGGACGCCCAAGCCAUGUAUAGCAAGAUGAUGCAGAGACGUCCGAGCGACGAACUGGCCUAUACGCAGCUGCAAGGCACACGCAUCACAAAGCUUCCACCAACUGACCCACAGCUUUGGUGGACACGUGCCGACCUCCCGGCCUUCAUCAUGCAGUCGGUCAGCGGCAGAGACUGUGCCGGCGGUGCGUUUACAAUGCAAGGCCUUGCCAGAGAGACCGCCAUGCUCCACGUCCGAGCACUUGUUGUGGUGCACUUCUUCAGCGGAUUCCGCAGGAUGGGUGAUAUCCAUCACAUCCUCGACCACCGCACCAUGGAGACCGGAGCACAGGUCUUUACCAUCUCGGUAGAUCUAUGCAUGCAGCGGGUCAAUGGCGACCUAGCCACGCCCCAGGCCUCACGAUGGUGGCGAGAGCGAGUCCUUGCUGGACAAGUGGUGGCGGCUGGAGGAGGCCCACCAUGUGAAACGUUCACUGUGGCACGACAGUAUGAAGGAGGCCCCAGACCGUUGAGGGACGCAGCCCAUCCCCUUGGUCUUCCGGGACUCACGCUCAAAGAGUGGGCACAGCUACGUAUCAGUGACCGGCUCCUCCGCUUCCUGCUCGAUGUACUCGUGGCCCUUGCUCUCAUGGGAAUGAGCGGCUUUUUGGAACAUCCGCAAUUUCCAACGUGGUGCACCAGAGGCUCCCCGGCGAGCAUUUGGGCCACCGAAGCCCUCAUCAUCCUGAAGAACCUGGGAUGCUUCAGUGUGGUGAGCUUCGAUCAAUGCACAGUGGGCGCCCUGGGGAAAAAACCGACCACUCUACUUCUGCUGAGACUGCCGAAGGUGCGGGACCGGCUCUUGGGACGUGGCCGCUGUGGGCGAUGCAAUCACCCACCUGGAACACAUGUGGCGCUGAUAGGCCGCCAGGAAGAUGGCACGUUCCACACGGCCAAAGCCAAGGUAUACCCCUACGGCCUCAACAAGAUUCUGGGUGAAGCACUCUUCGACGCAGCAACACAGUGGCAACACCUCAACAUCGCCACUGACUUGCCGGCGGAGUUCACUCCUUAUCUGGAGCAGUCGUGCCAUGCCCCCGAGAUCGUACAACCGGUGGAGUACGAGUUGGACGAGGGUCUGAUCUCCUUCGGCUCCUGCCUGGAACGAGGCCAAUACGCCAAGGCGGUGGACCUCUUGGAGGAACUUCCACUGACGCCCGAGACAGAGGCCAUGUGGCGUUCACUGGCAGAUGCCUCCAUGGAGCACUUCAAUCUGCCGGUGGCCGAGCGCUGCUAUGCUGUGCUGGGCGACGUGGCCAAGAGCCGAUACCUGCACAAGGUGAAUCGCCUCAUCCAAGAUCAUGCUGAAGAAGUGGGCGGUGAUGGAUCCAGUUACUACAUGGCGCAGGCCAAAAUGGCCAUGUUGGCCAAGCAGUUCCAACGGGCAGAGGCCAUUCUGCUGGACCACAACGAGUUGGAUGAAGCCCUGGCCAUGUACCAGGAGCUGCACAAGUACGACGAGUCGAUUCGCCUGGCGGAACGCAAGAACCAUCCCAAGGUGAUGCAUCUCAAGAACUUCUACCUCCAGUGGCUGCUAUCCACGCAGCAGGAGGAGAAGGCUGGAGAACUGCAAGAGAUCGAGGGCGACUAUGUGAGGGCCAUCGAGCUGUACCUUCGUGGUGGCAUGGCCGCCAAGGCUGCGUCAGUGGUGCAGAGGCACAAUGCCAACUACUCGCAGGAGCUGUUGCAGAAGAUCGUGGCAGGGCUUCAGGCCAGUGGCAUGCACGACCGCGCGGGUGCCUUGUACGAGCGCAUGGGGCUCAUUCAGCCUGCCAUGGACGCCUAUCGUCGGGGCCAUGCCUACCGGCAGGCGAUCGAGCUGGCCAAGCAUUCGCAGCCGGGCCUGGUGGUUGCAUUGGAGGAAGAAUGGGGCGACUGGUUGGUUUCGCAACGACAGGUGGAUGCUGCCAUCAACCACUACAUCGAGGCCGGCUCCGCCAUCAAAGCCAUCGAUGCGGCCAUGACGGCCAGACAAUGGCACAAGGCAGAGAUGUUGUUGGAUCAGGUGUCCAUGGGCGCCGAUCAAAGCUUCGCAUUGCCCUUCUACGAGAAGUUGGCCACGCACUACGGGCAGUCGCGCCAGUUUGACCAAGCUGAACGCGCCUUCAUCAAAUCCGGACGUCCGCAACGGGCGGUCCAAAUGUACGUGGAUCACGCGCAGUGCGCCCACAUCGCGGCGUUGGAACAAACGGGCAAACUCAACGAGGCGGAACAGAUGUAUUUGGCCGUGAACGAAUUUGACCUGGCCAUCAACAUGUACAAGAAGCGCGAAGAGUACGAGCAGAUGCUACGCUUGGUGUCCAAGUAUCGCAAGGAACUCCUGAACGACACCUACAAACACAUCGCGGAGCAAUACGAGAUGAAGGGCAACUUAAAAAAGGCAGAGCAUUACUACGUUGAGGCCAAGAUGUGGACCAGCGCCAUGUCGAUGUAUCGACAGCUGGAGCAGUGGGAGGAUGCCAAGAGAGUGGCCAAGGUGGUGCUGUGGAUUUCGCCACGAUGA